Dromaius novaehollandiae (emu) is the source of this 4665-nucleotide messenger RNA. RefSeq names its product dual specificity phosphatase 22 (gene DUSP22). The record is from RefSeq and is a predicted model, not a curated record. Gene Ontology annotation, cellular component: cytosol. Lineage: Eukaryota; Metazoa; Chordata; Aves; Casuariiformes; Dromaiidae. The transcript is spliced from 7 exons. Gene Ontology annotation, biological process: protein dephosphorylation; signal transduction. The coding region runs from base 322 to 942 and encodes 206 amino acids. Gene Ontology annotation, molecular function: protein tyrosine phosphatase activity; protein tyrosine/serine/threonine phosphatase activity.
ACGUGGAGGCGGCGACCGCGGGAGGCAGUUCUUGGCGGCGCAGCCCCGCGGCAGCUCGCUCGAACUGGGCGGGGGGCGAGCGGAAACCCGCCUCUAAUCGCCCGGCAGCCGGGAGAAACCCCAGCCCGUGUGGGGGGAGAUGCUCGUAACCCUUCCCAAUAACAACAGCAACAGCAGCCGCCGCCGCCCUAAUUAACAAUAAGCCCAUACCCAGUCACCCCCGGCAAGCACUUUCCCAUGCACGCUGACCUGACGCUGGCAGCUAAUUAGCCUGCAACCGACAGUUUCUCCUGCGGUGCUAAAGUGCAGGUCGCUUAAGCCAUGGGGAAUGGGAUGAACAAGAUUCUGCCUGGCUUGUUCAUUGGCAACUUUAAAGAUGCCCGAGAUGUAGAGCAAUUGAGUAAGAAUAACAUUACGCACAUUCUUUCAAUCCAUGACAGUGCCCGCCCUAUGCUUGAGGGAGUGAAGUAUCUGUGCAUUCCUGCUGCUGACUCGCCCUCGCAGAACUUGGCAAGGCAUUUCAGAGAGAGCAUCAAAUUUAUCCAUGAAUGCCGGCUUACAGGUGAAGGCUGUCUAGUUCACUGCCUUGCAGGUGUCUCCAGGAGUGUAACGUUGGUUGUUGCCUACAUCAUGACCAUCACAGACUUUGGCUGGGAAGAUGCACUGUCUGUUGUCCGAGCAGCAAGAUCCUGUGCCAAUCCUAACAUGGGCUUCCAGAGGCAGCUGCAGGAGUUUGAAAAACACGAUGUUGAUCAGUUCAGGCAGUGGCUGAAAGAAGAAUACGGAGAAAAUUCUUCUCAGGAUCUGCAAGAAGCCAAAAAUCUUCUGAGCAAAUACAAAGAGCAGGCAGAGUUGCAGCAGACUACUGGGGGAAGACAGUGGAAUAACAACUUCUCAUCUGUGCCAUCCCUCUCAUACAACAACUACACAACAGAGACCUAAUCGUAAAAAGAUGAAUUUCUUUUCUCUUUUACCUGUUGAAAAACAUCUCACCGUAACUUCCAUCCCACCUUCAAGACUCCCAGCAGUAAUCAUGCAAGCAGUUGAUUUGUAGGAAGCUUCUUGAUGACAAUACUACAUUAGAUGUGUGUGUAUGAGUGCAUUUGACACAGUUUUAUAGUUUGGGCAGCAUCAAGCUCUAUGUGUGCUCAGAAACAUGAUCAAGUUACUGAGGCUGAGCCAGUCUGUCAGCCACAGCUAUUAUCCCCUUAUGCCCAUGUAGCCUGGCAUUUGCCAUGAGGUUAGCUCAGCUCCUUUUGUUGUAGGCUAGCAAAGGGCUCUGAGAGAUGAACUGUGGUGAUUAAAGCUGUGGCAGUUUGACAUUUCUGCCCCAUUCAUGAAGAUGUUAUUGUACCUGAAGAAAGGAACUUAAGUCUGUGCCUCUGCUGCUCCAGUUCACCGUCCAUUGACAAGUAAUAACCUGGAGAUGGGCUUGUACCUGAAUGCUAUGCUCUAAACUGGAGCGGGUGAGAUAUGGGUACAUGUCCCUUUCUACCAACAGCAGCAUCUAGGGGAGAAGUGGUACAGACAGCUCUGAGUAAUAACAUCUUCAACUGCCACAGUUGUACUUGCUUCAGUGCACGUGAGACAGAGCUGUUGGUAGAACUGGCGCAGACGGAGAGCACCGAGACUGUUAGCACAGCUCAGCUGAUGUGCACUGAUUUAGGUCCUGGCCACUUGAUUGUGCGUCUGGUCUCCCAACAUAAACUUCUCUGGAGAGAAGUUUUUCAGGUUUCCAGUGCCACUGAACUGCAUUCCCUGUGGAACGCGUGCCUCUUCAACUCAUGCCCGUGUGCCCAUGAUAACAUGUGUCCAAAGAGUGGGCUGGGUGUGAGUGUGAGCACCUGUUUCUUUGCUUGUGCUGUGGUUUGCUCUUUGACUUUAGCUACCUCAAAAAUGCUGUUCUUGUCAUUGUGGUUGUAAAUGCAACCUUGAAAAUUGCCUUGUGUAAUCUUAAUUUCACUCUGAGUGAAGUGUGUGUGUGUGAGAGGGUAUGUGUGUGUGUGUAUGUUUCACUAAUGUCUGUAUUUAAGAAGUUUAUUGUUUUCUUUUAAAACUGCCCAUAUUUCUCACCAGUUUAAAAAUUCAGAUGUUUGAAUUUAACUUUCUACCAUUUUAAAACCACUGUAUGUUUUGCUGUGGUCAGAUUUAUAGGAAUUCAUUUGUAAAAUAUAUUUUAAACUAGGUUAAAACUAGGGGAUGUACUCUGCUCUUGGUAACAUGGUGUAUAUCUGGAAUGGAGCCAUUAAGUGACUUAAAUGUUUUAUGUUUCUAAGACUGUAACUUCAAAUUAGAGAUGCUGGGCAGUGUAUUGAUUUCUGAUGGUGUAAUGGAGAGUAGCAUUGAUGCCACAGUCUUGGUUUCUUGUCUUUGACUUGGAGGAUGAAGGGUCUAUUUUUCUUGAAGAUUCAAAAAAAAAUUUCCCAGCCAUGUUAAUAAAUAAAUAAACCAAACUUUUUAAAAUAUGUGGUGUAUAUAGUGCUAAAAACUGAGUAUUGAGAGUGAGAGGCAGUCAGCACACUAAAUAGACUGUUGUCAUCUCUUUCAAUACCUUUGGUACUCUGACCUCCCACCCUUUUACCAAAUUCUUCUUCAUGUGAUUUUUUCCUGCUUGCUUUGAAUGACAGUGAAUACUUUGAAUGAGAGUGUGGCUUUUUGGGUCAAAUAAGCCCUAGCCUUGUUAAAAAUCUUCUAAAACAUUUUAUAUCAUGUGAAAUAUGGAUCUUACAAAUCUAUUAUUGCCAAAAGGGAAAAAAAAGGGGGGGGGGGAUGGGAUGGAACUAGCUUUACUACUUUAUCUGAGUCCCAGCUCCAUCAUAAUUCUCAUUGCAGUAAGUGCUUUAAGUGUAUUGAACACAGUUGAGAGCAGGAUAAUUAUAUACAGUAUGUGCUGCAGUAAAGGAUACUAUUGGACUUGGGAAAGGUGCUGGAAGUUGCAUUGUGUUUGUUCCCAAGCUUAUAGCUGAAUGAAUCACUGCCUAUUUGGGAUAUCCAGCAGAUGUGCUCUGUGUUUUUUUGGUAAGAGAAGUAUUUGGCUUUUUUUCCUUCCUCUCUCUCUCUCUUUUUUUUUUUUUUUUUUUUCCCCCAUCCUCUCUUGAAGAUGUUGGUCUGCAAAUAAGUGGCCCUUUAGGAGUUUCAGCACACCAGUGCCCAGAUUGGCAGUGCCCUCUGUGUUUUGAGCAGAGGGUCACCAGCUUUUGUGGACAUGGUAGAGAAUAUUUUCUUUGGUAACAGGGUCUGACACAUGGAUUCAGGAUCCUGUGUCAUCAAGUUCAGGAUAUUGGUCUCUUUGUUCAACUCUGUCCUCAUAAUAGGAUACAUGGUGUAAUUUCAGCCCAUGCCCAAAAGGUAGCUGCUAGAAGUAUUCUGCCAAUGGUCAUGUAGGUAUCCAGUCAGGCCAUCCUGUCGCUGACUGCUGAUGGUGGUAGGUAGUCCGUAACAUUUUUGUCAGUCCUCUUCUGUCCUUGCAGUAGUAAUGUUGUGAGUGCUGAUAAAUUUGCAAUUACUUUUUUCCAUUUUGAGAAAUGCAAGACAGAAUGGGAGACAUCUGUUAAUGUUCAUGUGUCUAGGAUUGUUCUCUACUGGAUUUUUUCUUUUAAUAGUUAGAUAAUCCCCAAAGAGUCAUUCCCAGAAAUGGGCUUUAAGGCUAUACAGCCACCUCAACAAUGUGCAUUAUGCUGCAACUGGAGAGCAGAUACAGGGUAAACCAGGAAGACAGAGAGGUGCCAUAUUGUCAGCAAGUAGAAGUGCUUCUCUCUCUCUUUUAAAAGACAAGAGAAGGUAUUUUCUGUAGUCACUUGCUCCUAGAUCUUGUUUAGGGGGAUAUAUAUAGUAUAUACCACCUUUGAGAGUGGAAAAAGAGCAACAGCAGUCUAAGAAAACUUGCAUCUGGUUUGCCUAUGUAGGGAGCAGGAAAGUAGAGUUUAUUCCCUUAGCACCUUAAGCUGCAGAAGAAACAGCAGCUACAGUUCUCACCUUGGUCUCCUAGAAAAGGAGAGGAGCUAACAUUGCCCAAGAACAUGACAUGAUCUGUCUUCCAACCAGCCUUUCAUUGGCAGUUUGUAGGACUUUAUAGCUAUCUGGAAUAUGACUAGACCCCAGUCCACAUUUUAGUAGUUGGCCUAUAUAGUGUAGAUGAUGUGUUCAGUUAUUUUGUGUUUCUGUACUUCAAAACAUUGUCUUCAUUUUGAUGUCCACUGGAAAAUGUAUAAAGUUUAUAAUACCUUAUUGGAUAUCCAUAUUUGAAAAGUAUAAUCAAUCUUUUGUAAACUUGAUAUCCAUGUCUGAUUAUAAGCAAAUGCUUUAGUGUUAUACUAUGUAGGUAAUGGGUAAAUGGAUUAGUAUUUAUUACCCUGAUUUUUAACCUGGAAAGAGUUGCUUCCUUACAAUUUGUGGUUGAUUGGGAAGAUAUGGUAAAUCAUAUCUCUGUUUUUUUUUUUUUUUUAAAGACAGUAAUAACCUUGGUUGCUAUAAUGGUCACUGUCUAUAAAAGUCGGUGAAAAAUUAUAGUAAUUACUUCAGCUAGUUUAGAAACUAAAUCUGGUAAGCUUCUUGAUUCUCUGUCUUCCUCUUCCUGGGCAUCUUAGUGAAGCCUUGAUUGCUUUUUCCAAAUGUUUGUAUUUAAUACAUUCUACAAUUUUUUAUAAAUAAAAAUAAAUGUUAGCA